CUCCCACUCCCACUGACAUUUCCGAUAACCCGGCACUACUUUAUCGAAUCAAUCCGAAAGGGAAGUGAGAACCGAGAGAGUGAGACAGAGAGAUCUGCGUUUUUUCUUUUCUUUUCUAGAUAUGAUCAAGCUCAGAUUCGUCCACCGCCUCCUAUUUUUGACGGCGAUCUAUAUCUUCCUUCCUCCGACCGCCGCUCGAGGCGGUCACUCCGACUAUAUCCACCCAGGUUAUGGAAAUUUUAGUUUUCAUGGUAUUGCGAGGAACUUAUUUGCUCAAGAAGAGCUUCGACCGAGUUUGGAAUUAACUCGAGGUUACAUGACAAAUAAUGAUCUUGAGAAAGCAAUGAAAGAUUUUACCAAAAGAUGUAGCAAGAUCUCGAGAUUAUACAGCAUCGGAAAGAGUGUCAAUGGAUUUCCUUUGUGGGUCAUAGAGAUUUCAGACAGGCCUGGAGAGAUAGAGGCUGAACCUGCAUUCAAGUACAUUGGGAAUGUACAUGGAGAUGAACCUGUAGGGCGUGAGCUCUUAAUACGUCUUGCAAACUGGAUUUGCGAUAACUAUAAGAAGGAUCCAUUGGCUCAAAUGAUUGUAGAAAAUGUUCACCUUCAUAUAUUGCCAUCAUUGAAUCCAGAUGGCUUUUCAAUUAGGAAACGUAAUAAUGCAAACGAUGUUGAUUUGAAUCGCGACUUCCCUGACCAGUUCUUUCCCGUAAAUGAUGACUUAAGUUUGAGGCAACCUGAAACUAGGGCAAUCAUGACUUGGCUGAGAGAUACACGAUUCACAGCGUCGGCUACUCUGCACGGGGGUGCGCUGGUCGCAAAUUUUCCAUGGGAUGGUACGGAGGAUAGGAGGAAAUACUAUUAUGGAUGUCCUGAUGAUGAGGCAUACCGGUUCUUGGCACGUAUAUAUAGCAAAUCUCACCGUAAUAUGUCUUUGAGCAAAGAAUUUAAGGAAGGAAUCACAAAUGGAGCAUCCUGGUACCCAAUUUAUGGUGGUAUGCAAGAUUGGAAUUACAUAUAUGGAGGGUGCUUUGAAUUGACUCUGGAAAUUAGCGACAACAAGUGGCCUAGAGCCUCAGAGCUUCCUACCAUUUGGGAUUACAAUAGAAAGAGUAUGCUGAAUCUUGUUGCAAGCAUAGUGAAGACAGGACUUCAUGGACGGAUCUUUUCAUUAGACCAGGGAAAGCCACUGCCUGGGCUUGUUGUGGUCAAGGGAAUUAACUAUACGGUUAAAGCUCAUCAAGAAUACGCAGACUACCAUCGGUUGCUUGCACCUGGACAGAUAUAUGAAGUCACAGCAUCAUCCCCGGGAUACAAACCGAAAACAACAAGUGUUUGGUUAGGUGACAACGCAGUUACCGCUGAUUUCAUUCUCAUCCCAGAAGCAAGCUCCCGAGGCAAUCUACUGAGAAGCAACUGUGACUGUAGCUGUAAAAGCCGGUCAGCCGCUUGCUGCGGUCAGCCGCUUCUAGCACACUUUUUCACAGAGACAAACAACGGAAUCACGCUUACGCUUAUCGUGGUUGUAGUGUUCCUGUGUUUUUUGUUGCAAAGAAGGGUGAGAUUUAACCUCUUGAAGCAAAAACAAUCCUCUAGAAGACCGAUAACAGUAUGAUUUAUAUAGGUAUAAUAAUAACACAACUCUCUUAAUAAGCAAAAAAAAAAAACCAUACUUGGAAAAUAAAAGUUUGUACUUUAUGUAUUUGUUUUGGUUGAUCUUAUCAUCAUCUUACAAAGCCUUGUAGUACUACGUCAAGAAGUGCAACAUUUUCGUAAAGAGAAACGUUCACAUCUUAAA
This is a messenger RNA of Camelina sativa (false flax), 1795 nucleotides long. The record is from RefSeq and is a predicted model, not a curated record. NCBI's taxonomy places the organism in Eukaryota, Viridiplantae, Streptophyta, Magnoliopsida, Brassicales, Brassicaceae.